This is a messenger RNA of Filobasidium floriforme, 1212 nucleotides long. Its product is annotated as putative clathrin light chain. The transcript has 6 exons. Gene Ontology annotation, molecular function: structural molecule activity; clathrin heavy chain binding. The record is from RefSeq and is a predicted model, not a curated record. The coding region runs from base 20 to 955 and encodes 311 amino acids. Gene Ontology annotation, biological process: intracellular protein transport; clathrin-dependent endocytosis; clathrin coat assembly. Gene Ontology annotation, cellular component: plasma membrane; clathrin coat of coated pit; clathrin coat of trans-Golgi network vesicle. Lineage: Eukaryota; Fungi; Basidiomycota; Tremellomycetes; Filobasidiales; Filobasidiaceae.
CAGAAAAUUAGCAGGAAUCAUGGCAGACGACGACGCCGUAGCAGCAUACCUCGCACGAGAACGAGCAGCCCUCGGAGAAGAUGCCGACCUCUUCUCCGGGUCGGGUAACGAUAAGGCGAAUGAUACGGCUGCCAACGGAGCUGGAAAUGCAGGUGGAAUGGACGGGUUCCCGGAUCUCGCUGGUCUCUCUUCUCCCCCGGCUCAAACCUCCACGCCUCAACCUCCCGCAAACAACAACAACAACACCGCCUCGGACGACUUUGACCCCAUGUCCAACUUCCCCUCUUUCGACCCGCCUUCCAACCAGAACGGCGGUAGUGGCGGAGAGUUCAAGGUGACUGGUCUCGAGGGGACCGGGAACGAGGAUGACGAGGAGAGGGCGAGGUUCGAGAGCAGUUUCCCUGAUAUCGGCGGGGAGGCUAGCGCUAUCGAGACCAUCCCGUACGGAGCCACCCCUUACCCCGCUCAACCCUACACCGCCCCUACCACCUCAUCCUUCCAACAACCCACUUCCAACUACACUUCCGUCCUCCCCCCUCCCUCUUUCCCCUCGACCCAAGUGCCCGAAUCCGACUCCCCCGCCAUCCAAGCGUGGCGUGAGAAGCAACGGGCCGAGAUCAAACAACGGGACGAGGAGUCAAAGAGGAAAAAGGAGGAGGUCGUCUUGAAGGCUGAAAAGGCGAUAGAUGGGUUCUACGAGAGGUACAAUGGCGAGAAGGAGAGGAGCAUCAAGAAGAACAAGGAGGACGAAAAGGCGUUCUUGGAGCAGUUGCAGGAAUCCAUUUCCAAGGGAACCACUUGGGAACGCAUCACCGACCUCGUCGACCUGCAGAACAGCCAGAGCAAGACCCUCCGGGCGUCUGUACCCGGUGGAUCGGAUCUGGCCAGGAUGAAGGAGAUCCUCCUGAGUCUGAGGAGGGAGGGAGACAAGGCGCCCGCUGCUGGGGGUUAUUAGGUCAACGUCCUCCUGGUGGCCAACUGGGAGGAUGGGAUGGCUAGAUGAAGGGUCGCAUGAAGGGGAUAUGACGAGUUUGUCUUUUUACGUGUCUGGAUUGUGCUUUCGCUUUAUUAUGGAUGAUAUGACAUUUGAAAUUUGUAGAGAAGUAUGAGAUCGUGCUGAACGAGCAUUGGCCGGGUGGUGGAAUGAAAGGGUACAGUAACCUUCGGUUGAGAGGGCCUGUAAAGGGUUCAAAACAUAUAUGCAUAUACAAC